Molecule: messenger RNA, 708 nt
Organism: Cooperia oncophora
Lineage: Eukaryota; Metazoa; Nematoda; Chromadorea; Rhabditida; Trichostrongylidae
Source: the annotation of a GenBank genome assembly
AUGAUUCCCUAUGUUUCAAAGUCUGAAGGUGUUCAGGCUCUCCUAUCAAGUCCAGUGAUUCUUUGCGUAUGGUUUAAUGCUUUUUGUGAAAUGUCUUCGAUGGUCAUGCUCUCCACAUAUGCACCUAUUUAUUUCCGUCGAGUUUUUGGUUUCGCAGUGGAAACUACUGGUAUUUUGGUCUCACUGACUACCGUAGUCCAGCUACCGUUCAAACUUGUGGCUGCUUAUUGUAGCGAUCGGAUUACCUUACUUUCCGAAACAGUGAAAAUGAACAUCUUCAAUACCAUAGCGGUUGGCAUAGUUGGUGUGUUAUUCUGCGUAGUUGGCUUCAUCCCACUGGAACUUAAAUGGAUUGCUGUGAUCAUAUUUUCGCUACUUCAUGCACUCAGCAGUUGCAAUUGUGGCGGAUUCUAUAAGUGUGGAACGUUACAUGCAAGGCAACACGCUCAUGUCGUCAUUGCAACUAUUCAAUUCAUGAAAUGCAUAGCACUCUUCACUGGGCCGGCUCUUGUGAGCGGCAUCGUCCAUGAUGAAACCAAUAAAAUGCAAUGGGCUGUGGUGUUCGUCAUCUCGGGGGCUGUCAUGAUUGUGGCUAACCUGCUCUCCUUUGCCAUAUUCACGGACAAGCCCGCCCCAUGGACAACGUCCGUCCCAACGACGAUCGAAGAGGAGAAAAUUGAAAUUCAACAGAUGCAACUGUGUUUAUAG